UUUGGAAAUUCGUCAAGUGCUUACAGUUUACUACUGGAACAGGAAUUUGGCUUCAAUUGGUUGGAUUCUGUCCCGUCUUUUGUGUAAAUUUUCAAGAACGGGCAUGCGGAGUUGGGGAGGAAGCUACUUGAUUGCUAAUAUAUGUUGUUUUCGGGUUUGAUUAAAGUCAACAUGAAUGAGAAAUUCGAAGGGAGGGUGAACGAGUUCGAGGUUUGCUUGACUUGUCAUCGAUGGUUCUAAAUUAAGCUUCUUGCCAGUCUUUAAGGUUGAAAACAAUGAAAUGGGUUACGCAAUGAGUAGACUCGAGAUCGAUUCCGACCUCUGCGACGGUGGGAAGACCACCGAGAGAGCUUCUGCCAGUCAAAGCCAGAGACCCAAGGAACCAUUGGCUUACCUCGAUCAUGAAAUUUCUCAGCUCACCAAACUUAGAUCGGGACCAAGUGAAUUUUUGAGUCGGGUGGCACCUGGGAGGCGGGAGUUGCCCGUUUCUGCGGUGAAGAUGUUGUUCGGUCGAGAAGCCAACCAUAUGGGGAGGGGGAGGUUCUCACAAGCAGAUUGUUGCCAUGUUCUCGGCAGAUAUUUGCCUGUCAAUGGUCCAUCCCGAGUGGAUGCCAUGAGAAGCCGAGCUUAUGUUUCCCAGUUCUCUGCCGAUGGUUCCCUUUUUGUUGCUGGAUUUCAGGGGAGUCACAUCAGGAUAUACAAUGUGGAUAGAGGUUGGAAAGUUCAGAAGGACAUUCAUGCCAGAAGUCUGAGAUGGACUGUUACCGAUACGUCUCUUUCUCCAGAUCAACGCUAUCUUGUUUAUGCUAGUAUGUCACCUUUUGUCCAUAUUGUGAAUGUUGAAUCAGCUGCGACAGAAUCACUGGCUAAUGUUACUGAGAUACAUGAUGGUUUGGAUUUUUCUGUUGAUGAUGAUGGUGAAGACUCCUUUGGGAUCUUCUCUGUCAAAUUUUCAACUGAUGGACGGGAGCUUGUUGCUGGAAGUAGUGAUCAUUCAAUCUAUGUUUAUGACCUUGUAGCAAAUAAGCUUACCCUUCGAAUUAUGGCGCACACGUCUGAUGUUAAUACAGUAUGCUUUGCCGAUGAAAGUGGCCAUUUAAUAUAUUCUGGGGGCGAUGAUAACCUUUGUAAGGUUUGGGACAGACGGUGCUUAAAUGCAAAAGGGGAACCAGCAGGGAUCCUGACGGGACAUCUAGAAGGCAUUACAUUUAUAGACAGCCGGGGAGAUGGCCGCUAUUUUAUUUCAAAUGGUAAAGAUCAGACAAUCAAACUUUGGGAUAUCCGGAAAAUGUCCUCAAGUGCUACAUGCAAUACAAGAUUUAGGAAUUCUGAAUGGGACUACAGAUGGAUGGAUUACCCAGACGAAGCAAGAGACCGAAGACAUCCAUGUGAUCAAUCAUUGACUACAUACAGAGGCCAUUCGGUCUUGCGCACUCUGAUUCGCUGUUAUUUCUCUCCAGCUUAUAGCACUGGUCAAAAGUACAUAUACACUGGCUCUAAUGAUCAUUGCGUUUACAUUUAUGAUUUGGUGAGUGGAACCCAAGUUGCUAGACUUGAGUACCAUGAUUCAACUGUAAGAGAUUGUAGUUGGCAUCCUUCCUACCCAAUGCUUGUGAGCUCUUCUUGGGAUGGGAUCAUAGCAAAAUGGGAAUUUCCCGGAGGACGGGAAGCACCAGCUCCGAUGGUACAAAGGAGAAGCCGGAGGAGACAUAUGUUUUGAAGACUCUGAAUAGCUUAUGGCGGUACAUCUAGAAGUUGUUUAUGGUAUAUUGUUUGCAAGUGUUUAUUAUUUGAAUUAGUGUUUUACGUUCUUUUAAUAACCAGAAAAAGAAAUAGCUAUAUAUGGCUGUAAAGCCUUCUCUAUAGAAAGUCGCAGCUUCAUCACCCAACUUCCUUGUAAAGAGUUGUUGAAUGUUAUUGUGGUAUAUUAAGCCAUGAUCUCCUCUUUGUUCUUA
Messenger RNA from Telopea speciosissima, 1955 nucleotides. RefSeq names its product LEC14B homolog. Gene Ontology annotation, biological process: proteasome-mediated ubiquitin-dependent protein catabolic process. Lineage: Eukaryota; Viridiplantae; Streptophyta; Magnoliopsida; Proteales; Proteaceae. Gene Ontology annotation, cellular component: Cul4-RING E3 ubiquitin ligase complex. The record is from RefSeq and is a predicted model, not a curated record. Gene Ontology annotation, molecular function: protein binding. The transcript is spliced from 9 exons. Bases 281 to 1720 code for a protein of 479 amino acids.